CGUUGGUUGUUGGUUCGUUGUUGUUGGUUGUUGGCCGUUGGCUGUUGGCUGUUGGCUGUUGUUUUGAAGCUGAAACGCUCCGCUGGUGAACAGAACAACAUUCAGUCAGUCAACAGUCAGUGGAUGAUGGCGUCUGUGCUGCUCUGUGUGAUCCUGCUGUCUGCUGCCGGUUUCCAGCAGCGUGCCGCCACCCUGCCGGCCCCCACCGUGCAGGUGAGAGUCGGGGAGGACGCCACCCUGCAGUGCCCCCUGCUGGACCCCUCCGACGGCACCCGGUCCACCCUCAGCUGGUACAGGAAGGCAGCAGGACAGGGUCCUCAGCUGCUUCUGUCUGUCCGGUCCAGUAACAGUUCCAACCUGAAGUAUGGCUCCGGCAUCGACCCGGAUAAAGUCUCGGCUGCAGCCGACGGCUCGCUGCUGCUGCAUGGUUCGCAGAGGAGCGACGCCGCCGUAUAUUACUGUGGCAUCAGUCAGGGGGGGGAGCAGAAGAUGAAAUGAUUGAAUCUCCUCCUUUUAUGUUCUAUCUAAUUAAUCAAUAUCAUUUUCUGAUUGCAUUGAUGUGUUAGGGAUUAGUCAUUUUAAUAUAUUUUAAUACACAUAGAUGUGAAAGCCUGCAUUUUAUAAAGCUAAUACACAAAGAUAAACACAGACACAUUGUCUCAUCUCUGCUUGGGAGCUACACUAGUUGCAAACACCUGUCUGUGGGAGGAAGAAUGGGUUAUCUUCAAGGUCGGAGGCACCCAGUUCUGACCGUCGCUCUAGUUACCUAAAUAAUAUUAGUUAGGAGGGAGAGCAGGGUGGAAUUAUUAAUUUUCUUUUAGGCGCUGUCUCCUCUCGGAAUUGGUUGGGCCGUGUGCCAAGAGACUGGGACCAGUCUGAGCACCAACAAGGAUGCACCAAGUCUAAACCACGGUUGCCUCUGAUCAUAUUGUCCACCAAUCGCAUUGCUUAAUGUAAAACAAAUAUCAUCUCUUGUAACCUUUGAUCACUACUCUUUUUGGGGCGAGAAAAGACAGAGUAACAGCAGUCCGCUGACUGUGGCUUCUCAAUCCAACAAGAUCCUUGUACAAGUAUUAUUUUAAUUAUACAAAUUCUAAAUAAACUUCUUAACUGAGAGAA
This is a messenger RNA of Dicentrarchus labrax (European seabass), 1119 nucleotides long. RefSeq names its product secreted immunoglobulin domain 1 (gene sid1). The transcript is spliced from 2 exons. Bases 124 to 498 code for a protein of 124 amino acids. The record is from RefSeq and is a predicted model, not a curated record. Lineage: Eukaryota; Metazoa; Chordata; Actinopteri; Moronidae.